ACACAGUUACAUAUUCGAGCAAAACGUUGCAUUUGUAUUUCGAUUAGUUGUGGCUGUUAUCAACAACCAUCCAGUUCAAUCUAUCGUCAACCAUCAUCAUUCACCGGUUCGAUCUAUCGUCAACCAUCAUCAUCCUCCGGUUUAAUCUAUCGACAACCAUUACCAUCCUCCGGUUCGAUCAAUUCACAAUCAUUACCAUCCUCCGGUUUGAUUAAUCCGCAACCAUUACCAUCUUCAUAUCGGCAACCAAUUUAUCGACAACAACCGGAUCGAGCAUCAUGCAUUACAGAUUGCAUUCAACGUUGUAUGCAAAAUCAACAAAAUACUUGUCAACAAACAUGCCAGAAUUUAUGCGGUACACAAACAACAUAUGAACAACAAAAAGGAAAUGUACCAAUAUCUUAUCCGUAUGAGCCAAUGACCCAUGAGAUAGCCACUGGACAGCAAAGCGCUAGUGGAACAUGCAUACAUGUUUGCAUGCCUAGCUGUGAAUCACAAUGCAUUCAACGAUCUACUCCAGUACCUACAUUACCACACCAUAAUGGUCCUAUACCUGUGGUACAAAGCCAGACUCCUUCCUAUUAUCCAUCACAACAGUAUGAACCAGGAGUACACAAUAUUCCGAUAAUGAUAAUACAAUUUGCAUCAAUCUUUGUAUGCCAUCUUGUGAAAGUCAAUGCAUUGAACGAACAACUCCCGCAGAUUACUUUAAAUCAACUUCGUAUUGAUCAUCCAAGACCAACACCUUAUUUACCGGUCAUUGAUUAUCCAAAAUCAUUCCCAUAUUCACCAUCAUCAUCAUCAUCUUAUCAAAAUUAUUUUCCCCAAGCUAAUCAAACAUCAAUUGUUAUUCGACCAUAUCAGAAGAGUGGUACAACAACAAUUUGUUUACCUAUUUGUAUGCCAUUAUGUCAAACACAAUGUACCGAAAAUCAAAAACAAAAUGGUGGAAUAGAUGGAAAAUAUGGUGGUAUCAUUGAGGAACAAACAAUACCUAAUCAAACUAAUUUACCACCUCAUGAAAUUUCCAUUAAUUUACCACAAUCAAUUCAACAAUCAUCAGAUUGCAUGAAUUUAUGCCAUGAAACAUGUAUGGAACAAUGUGUUGAACAAAGUCAACCAGCUGAUCAAUGUCAACCAUCCUGUUUAUAUACAUGUCAGGGAAGUUGUCCUCAAUCUCCAGUAAAUACCGGUACUACCAAUUCCAUUCAACAGCUUCAAACAGAAUCAGAAAUUUAUGAAACAUUUACGCAACCUUCAGAAAAUUUCAUCAAUCCAUCUCUCUCGAAAACAUUCCUUCUUCGUUCACCACCAUAUUAUAGUCAAAAUUCCUUCCAUGAAUCACCAAUCCGUGAAUCAUCUCUUAUCAAUUGUCAAUCUGAUCAUGCAACAACUGGUCAAUGUAAUUGUCCAGCUGGUUAUGCGACAUGUUUAUCAGCAAAAUCUCGUAUUAUUCAACGGAAAUGUUGUAGGAAACGAUGA
Loa loa (African eye worm) is the source of this 1482-nucleotide messenger RNA. RefSeq lists its product as hypothetical. The record is from RefSeq and is a predicted model, not a curated record. Lineage: Eukaryota; Metazoa; Nematoda; Chromadorea; Rhabditida; Onchocercidae. The annotation marks the transcript as partial. The transcript has 5 exons.